Molecule: messenger RNA, 491 nt
Organism: Pogona vitticeps (central bearded dragon)
Lineage: Eukaryota; Metazoa; Chordata; Lepidosauria; Squamata; Agamidae
Source: RefSeq, a predicted model, not a curated record
CCUCCUGGGCUAUUUGCAGCAAAACAAGAGUUUCUGAGAAAGGGCUGAGCUACCUGCGAGACUGGUGCAGGUGGGCUUUGUAUUAACUCAGGGUUCAGCUUCCUGAGCCCCAGCUGUUGGCCUUGCCAUCUAGCGUAAGGUGGUGGUUGUAGGGGGUUCAUUAGGUUCCGAACUGGGGAACAGACUGUUUGCAAUAGUCUGGCUUUUGGAUUUCCUUCUCAUUUCUUGGUAAAGUUUGCAGCAGCAAAGGCUUCAUGGCCACAGAGGACGUCGACUGGCUGGACCUGCCAGGCAGGUGGACUUAUGGCGUUUGCAGUGACGGGAGAAUCUUCUUUAUCAAUGAUGAAUCAAAAUCUACUUCCUGGACACAUCCAGGCAGUGGCUGUCCCAUCCAGAGUGGGCACUUCACCUGGUCAGAGCUGCCCAGAGGCUGGGAGAUGGACACGACAUCUGAGGGAGCCAUAUUUUUUAUCAAGUAAGUGAGCUGCUGA